Messenger RNA from Seminavis robusta, 648 nucleotides. The record is from the annotation of a GenBank genome assembly. Lineage: Eukaryota; Bacillariophyta; Bacillariophyceae; Naviculales; Naviculaceae.
AUGGACGGUCUUCCGUUGGUAUCGAGUCAAUCUCCCUCGCCUGGAAUGCCCGUCACCAACAAACAUCAACAAGAAGCCAAAGAAAUUAUUCGAAAAAUGACCGUGGGGGGAGCACCCACACGAAUGUCGGUCGAUUCGGGAGACCGAGCUUUUUCCUUCAUGACACGCGAUAAUCUUUGUUUCUUGGUAUUGACCGAGGCUCCCUAUCCCAAACGAUUGGCAUUUUUGUAUUUGGAAGAUAUUGCCGAUUUGAUUCUGGGAGAAUUGGCCAGAGAAUUUGGGAAUGAGUGGCGCUCUCAAAUUGACCAAACGGCGAGACCCUUUCGAUUUAUCCAGUACGAUCCACUCAUUCAACGAAAGCAACGAGACUAUCGAGAUGUCAAUCAACAAAAGAGUAGACUCAAUGAAGACUUGACUGAAAUCCAAUCCAUUAUGCGCAAAAAUAUCAAUGAAAUCCUAGACAGGGGAGAAAAAUUGGAUCAGGUCUCAAGCAUUAGCAAUGAACUCAAACAAAAAUCAAAGGACUUCAAAUGGGGAGCAAAGAAACUCACGUGGCAGGCCAGACUGCAGCAAUACGGUCCGAUGCUCGUGGGGACUUCCAUUGUACUCAUUGUCCUUUAUGUCAAAAUAUUCCAUAUUGGCUUCUAG